UCGUUGACGCUGAUCGUAAAACGUCUCCGUCCUCAGCGCGUCGCAAAAGCGAAAUCGAAAAAAAAAAUCGUUGUGAGAGUUUUUCAAUCGUAAAAUAUUGUGUCGUUUUGUGUUUGUUGUCUUUCAAUUUCACAUCAACGUGCAAUUGCCUUCGCUAAAAAUAUAUACGUUUUGCAAACAAAAAGAGUACCAGACUGUGUAAAUAAAAUACAAAUUUAAUUAAAAUCAAAUAGAAGAACCAAAACUAAAAUCGCCACGUUCUCGUGUUCUACAAAUACGCGUGUACACAAGAGAGCAGAAGAAAAGAGCCCACACAAUAUACUUAUAAUUAGUUAGUUGCCUGCUGAUAUUUUAAAGCACAUCGUAAACUAUAUACACGCAAUUUCCUUCACAAAAUCGGAAUAAAUAAAUAUCGUUGAAAGCGGGUCACAAGCAAAGGAAAUAAACCCAAAACUUCCAGUGCGUUUCCAAUGUAGCCCUUCAUGGAUAAUUAACACGAGCAGGUUGUGUGACUAUAUCGCAGUUUCGUGUUAACAACAACAAAAAAAAGUGUUUAAAAUUAGCAAAAUACAUCUAAUUAUCCUCAUUAGUGAAUUACGAUCAGGUCAAGCCAAAAAAGCAAAGUAGAUUUCACAUAUUACACUUUUGUGUGAGUCACCUACAAUAUAAAUUUUCCGUUCUUCAAAUGGGUUGACUUGUGACAUUUAAGCUUCCUGGACCCGGGAAACAAAAGGGAUAUAUCUAAUUGAACCUAUGUAAAUCGAAUCUAUUUGCAAAAGACUCAGCUCAGCUGCUACUGGACCUAGCAGCACUUCAUCUAGCACCACCCAAAACACCACAAUAGCAACAACAAUAACCACUUAAAAAUUCAACAGAAGCAAAAAUCAAAUUCACACACACAUCACUUCAAUUGAGAACCAUUUGGAUUACUGCCCAAGAGCAGCGACACCACCACCCAUGAACCAAAAGGCCGUUUCGCUUAACAGCGCGGCCACCGUGAUCACCAUCAUCAUCCCAAGCAACACCAUCAGCAGCGGCAGCCACAAGAUCCAUCUGCAGCCUGGCCUAACUCUCAGCAAACUGGGCCACUCCUACGCCGCCAGAGCCGAUCUCAAUUAUUGCGAGUGAAGCGUUUUUAAACCCUAACUAACACCUCAAGACAGUUUCUGAGCAAAAAAGAUCCUUGAGAGCAAAGAGCAAUCGAUCGCUUUGUUAUCUUCCCCCUUGGCCGAAAGCAGCCUCAAGACGGACGGAACCAUGUUGAAAGUCGUUGGUGCAUCAUGGCAAAAAACACGGAUAGGGACGUACAUAUUAAUCGGAGCCGGUUUACUGGUGAUUGGUGCGUUCUUUGUCGGUUACAUGGAGCGUCCGGAAUACGAUGGCACCUACUGUGCCACCGCAUACUGGACCAAGAAGUUCGGCUAUCAAAUUGAGAAUUGGAAGCAACAAAACGAUUUGGUUAACAUACCCAAGGGCGUGGCACGCAUAUGCUAUAAGGAUUCUGUCUACGAGAAUGGUUGGGCACAAAUUGAAGUGGAAACGCAACGUAGUUAUCCGGACUCAGUGCAGGCUUAUGCUGCUGGGUUGCUGGAGGGUUCACUCACCUGGAAGAACAUCUACAACCAGUGGACCAACACCAUAUCCUCUUCCUGCCAGCGGGAUGAGAGUUCCGGCAAGUUCUGCGAGUGGCUGCGCGAGCUGCUAACCAACAACUUUGAGCAGAUGAAGGCGCAGGCGACAGCUCAUGCCGAGCAUGAUCAUUACUGGCAUCAAGUGCAUUUAUUCCUCAGUCAACUGGAGGGCAUGGAGAGCGGUUAUAUACGCGGUGCAACCCGAGCACGUUCCGAUCUGGAGGAGGAGAUUUCACUUCCCGAUUUCCUGCUGAUGAAUGCAGCGGCUGAUAUACAGGAUCUGAAAAUCUACUAUGAGAACUAUGUGCUCGUGAAUGGCACCAGCGAUGGCAGCAGCGGCAAUAAGAACUUCUUUCUGCCCAGUGCCUCAAUGUUGACGCGCAUCAUCCGACCGGAUCAGACGCCACAAUCGUUGCAGGCGCUGCAGCUGCUCUUUGGCCACAGCACCGCGGGCAGCUAUUCGUCCAUGUUGCGCAUACAGAAGCGUUACAAGUUCCAUUAUCAUUUCGCACCCGAUACACGCAGCAAUACGGUUCCCGGCGUAGAUAUAACGUUCACGGGAUAUCCUGGCAUACUUGGCUCCACAGAUGACUUCUAUGUGGUCAAGGGCAGGCAGGUGCAAUCGACUGUUGGCGGCGUGGGGAUCAAGAACGAGAAUCUGGCCCUUUGGAAGGAUGUCAAGGUGGAGCAGAUGGUGCCGCUUGUGGCACGUGUCAUGGCCGCAAAUCGCAUUGCUCAGAAUCGACGCACUUGGGCGCGUGCCAUGUCCCGACAUCCGUUCACCGGUGCCAAGCAAUGGAUUAGCGUGGAUCUGAACAAGCUGGGAGCACAGGAUAACCUGUACAACACACUCGAUGCCGAUGAGAAGCAUGAUGAUGCUGCAGUCGCAGUGAAUGAGAAGGAUAAUGCUGCCAUCAGUGAGCGACAUGAUCAGCUGAAGAGCAUGGUCUGGAUACUGGAACAAUUACCGGGACGUGUGCACAGCAAGGAUGUCACUGAAAACUUCAUCUUGGCCGGCAACACCAGCUGGCUGGCCAAUGGAAUGCCCUACUUCGACGACAUCUUGGAGGCCAGCGGCAUUUCGCGUGACAACUAUAGCCAAGAUCAGGAGCUGUCCCCUGCCGAUGAGGCAGAGCUAACCACGCUGGAGGCUGUGGAUAAGUAUCUGCGCAAACGUGGCUUCCGCGGUGAUCUGCUCGGAGAUGAGUCCAUUGCGUAUGGCAACAUUGACCUCAAGCUCUUCUCCUACAAUGCUCGCUUGGGCAUCAGCGAUUAUAAGGCGUUUGCUGGACCAAUCUUUCUCAGAUUGCAGCAUCCCCAGCCUCGAACGCCGGAGGAGAUUCAGCUGCAAGCGGAGGGUCAGGCCGUGCCUGCUGCCAUUGGCGAUGAGCGUCUGAGCGUAGCCGUAGACGAUGCAUCUACUUUGGCCGAGAUGGAACUGAUUACGGAGCGGCGUCCGGUGCGUAAUGACAUGCGGGCGAUUGCCAUGCGAAAGAUUGGCAGUGGUCCGUUUAAAUGGUCAGAUAUGACCAGCUCGGAUGAUGCCAAUCACGAAGGACAUCCGGAUGAGUGGAACUUUGACAAGGUGUCGCCCAGGUGGGCCUGGUGAUCGAUCAUGGGUGAAUAGUUCUCCAGAGAAUUUUUAUAUGUAUAGAUCACAAUAGUACCGAAUUCCAAUCGAAUUUUAAACUCGACAACAAACAAACAAAAACCUGCGAAGCAAUAAUUGUCCUAGAUUCGUAAUAUUCGUCAUUUGUGUGUUCCUAGCUGAUAAAUUGUCGUUUGUAGAAAAUGAAAUCAAUUGUGUUGCGUCCAUUAGUCAUAAAUUUUAGUUGUGUCCGUCUAUUCAAUGUCAAUUAUUGUCUUCCAGUCUACACUAUUUUAAACAUGUAACCCCAUAUCCUCAAAUUUUAGUAAAUAAUAAUUUAAAUAAAUGAAAACGGAAAC
Drosophila albomicans is the source of this 3578-nucleotide messenger RNA. RefSeq names its product putative phospholipase B-like lamina ancestor (gene lama). The transcript is spliced from 5 exons. Gene Ontology annotation, molecular function: glycerophospholipase activity. Gene Ontology annotation, biological process: phospholipid catabolic process. Gene Ontology annotation, cellular component: extracellular region. Lineage: Eukaryota; Metazoa; Arthropoda; Insecta; Diptera; Drosophilidae. The record is from RefSeq and is a predicted model, not a curated record. Bases 1258 to 3240 code for a protein of 660 amino acids.